UCCAUCACUCCUCUCAUACGUCCGCAAAGUAAUCAUCGAUCCUGCAUACGUGAUUGAUGAGGACGGUGAGGAGGUGGAGAGGCGAAUUCUAGAAAAGACCCUGCAUCUGCUUCCCCGCAUGAUAUAUCUGACGGACCUUUGCUUUCAUAUUGUACCUGACAUUGAGCGCAACAACACACUUGAAGAAGGACAAAUCCUCUCAUCCCUUCGGAGACUUUCUAUCGACAGUGUUCACACCGAUGAAUCGUGGCGUCAUGGUAUCCCAUGGGAUAGCCUUAAAGAAUUACAGUUCACAUACUUUUCUGAUAUCCUCCUUGACGUGGUUGAUCAAAUGUACUCCCUUCGUUCCAUCAAGCUGACGGGUCAAGUUCCCCCUUGGCAAAUCAUGAGUGAAGACCAUUUGGGAGUCAAACGCCGCAUUGCUGAGUUCCUUCGCGAGGUCCCUUCUGCCCUGGAAGAGCUCGACCUUGAGGAACUUACUGGAGAUAUCCCUGUCUCUAUCUUUGCCCGGUUUGGCCGCUCGCUCAAAAGGCUCAGGCUCUACAACCGCGGAAAUGAUGGGAAGGUGGGGUCGCGAUCAGUUCUUUCCCCAGAGCAGCUCGAUGAGAUUUGUACGGGCUGUCCACACCUGGAAGAGCUCCUAAUUGACAUCAAUCGCGAUGGUGAUUGGCCACACGAGAUCUUAGACAAGGUAGCUCAAUUUCCUCGAAUAAAAACGGUUACUCUAUGCCUCGAGCAUCCAGCUCUACAAAUACAUAGCCUCGCAACGGACAUUCGGUCCUCUGGCUGAACUCCUCGUCACGGUGGAUCCCCAUGGCUACCGCGCUUAUCCAGGUUUCUUCCCCUUCAAGCCAGGACAAUACAUGAGGACGUACAAAGUCGUGCCAUGUCGGCGACUCAAGGAUGCUCAUGCAAGGGGACUACUUGAUGUGCGCUCGUCAGGGAUUGAGGGCUGUCACGAUGAUAAAGGCACCGAGGCCUUCUAUGGACCUGUAGGUGGGAAUACGGAAGAUGACAACGUGAUUGCGGCACUUCAUGAAGAUCGUUGCGAACGGCUUAGUGCAAUGUGGCGUUCGAAUCGUGUCAUCUAGUGGUGAGGCUCCAAUAUGAUGUAAAAAUUCGAAAUA
Cantharellus anzutake is the source of this 1127-nucleotide messenger RNA. RefSeq lists its product as uncharacterized. The record is from RefSeq and is a predicted model, not a curated record. The coding region runs from base 119 to 790 and encodes 223 amino acids. The transcript is spliced from 4 exons. Lineage: Eukaryota; Fungi; Basidiomycota; Agaricomycetes; Cantharellales; Hydnaceae.